This is a messenger RNA of Hordeum vulgare subsp. vulgare (domesticated barley), 1431 nucleotides long. RefSeq lists its product as uncharacterized. The record is from RefSeq and is a predicted model, not a curated record. The transcript is spliced from 2 exons. Gene Ontology annotation, biological process: regulation of DNA-templated transcription. The coding region runs from base 1 to 1431 and encodes 476 amino acids. Gene Ontology annotation, molecular function: DNA binding. Lineage: Eukaryota; Viridiplantae; Streptophyta; Magnoliopsida; Poales; Poaceae.
AUGGCCACAGCCGCCGCCACCCACGCUGCGCUCCGCGUCGGCAUGAAGUUCAACCCUACGCCCAAGGACGCCGUCGACUUCUACCUCCGGCGCCGGGUCCUCGGCCAGCCGCUGCCGGACACAGCCGGCCUCAUCCACGAGGCGAGGGUUUACGGAUCGGAGCCCAAGGACCUCGCGGCAGCGUUCCCUCGGCUUCCCGGAACCCAUGAGCGCUUCUUCUUCACGACGUGCAAGCGGCAGAAAGCCGGGCGCGGCCACAAGAUCUCGCGCACCGCCGGCGCCGGCGGCUGGACUUCGAACGGCAAGAAGGUGAUCGAGAACAACGCCGGCGAGAAGAUCGGCUUCCGCGAGAACCUUCGCUACUCGUACAAGGACGAGAGCAGAGAGUCGGAUUGGUUGAUGGAGGAAUACCACAUCUGCGGCCUGGACCAGUUCGCCGUCGUCGACGGGGAGGAGUGCGUCCUCUGCAAGGUCUACGUCUCGCCUGGUUUGAAGCCGGGGUCCGUCACGCUCCAGCAAUCUGAAGCAGGGGAUCGUCUUCUUGCUGGAAGUGGAGUUGCCGGAGCACAUGCCACGAUGGCCGUGCAGCAGCAAACGCCUCGACCACCACAAGAACCACGGCAAUCGCACGUGAUCCAGAGGCCAGCGCCGCCGCGUCCGCAAGAAGCAAGGCAGCCGCAGGUGUUCCACAAGCCACCAGUGCCGCGUGCCCUUGAUAAACGUCGCGUCGCGGUGACCACCACGUCCACGCAGCAAGCGCCCAAGCGGCCGGCGCAUCCCAUCGCCGAGCCACCGCGCCCCAAGCGGAUCCGCGCUGCUGUCCCCGCAUCCGCAGCACUGUCGGCUGUCAACGCGGCAGUUCGACAAGCCAUCGAUGGGUGUAACUCUAUGAAGCGACCGUCUUCGCACCCACCGGCUUUCCUGUCGGCGCCGCCGCCUCAGCACCACGCGACGAUGAACACUCGUAAAUCAAAUCACUCGCUGACAAAGGACAUGGACGACUUCGCGAGGUCAUUGGAGACCGAUCUUGAAGUGGCAGCUGACCAGAGCACCAUCCAACAAGGAGGCCACCAGAGCACGAUCCAAGAAGAAGCUAGCGAAGACGAGCUGGCCAGCAGGCUGGAGUCGCAGCCGCAAGAGGUCGACAUGAGCGACCUGUUGAGCUGGUUUGAUGCCGACGCAGAAGAGUUGCCAGAGAACAGCGAACUGCACGUCCAAGAUGAACAAGAAGGCCAACAUGAGCACGAACAUGAGCAUGCGAGGUCACUGGAUGGCUUGGUGGUUGACGAGCGAGGAGACGACUUGAUAGCACAAGACUUGUUCGAUGUGCUCGACGACAUCAGCAAUGGCGAUGAUCUGAUCAGUGACGGUGGAGACAAGGACGAUUGGCUCAACCUGCCUCUUUCGGCCUACAAUGGUAUCAUGUACUGA